Microplitis demolitor is the source of this 1548-nucleotide messenger RNA. RefSeq names its product monocarboxylate transporter 12. Gene Ontology annotation, molecular function: monocarboxylic acid transmembrane transporter activity. The annotation marks the transcript as partial. Gene Ontology annotation, biological process: transmembrane transport; monocarboxylic acid transport. The transcript has 9 exons. Lineage: Eukaryota; Metazoa; Arthropoda; Insecta; Hymenoptera; Braconidae. The record is from RefSeq and is a predicted model, not a curated record.
AUGUGUAUCCAGUAUUAAAUUAAUUGGUGAGUUUGAAGGUACUUGUUAUUAUAAAAUCAUAGCAAACAAGAACAAAAAGAAGAUAAAGAGGAAGAGGCAGAAGAAAAAGAAGAAGAAAUUUUAUUAUAUUUUGACAUAUUCACCGUGAAUAUGUCGCAGAAAAAAACUAUCAAGGAUGAGGAGAGAUCUCAAGCACCCGAUGGUGGCUGGGGGUGGUUUGUUUGCCUUGGCAGCAGCCUUAUUACGCUGUCACUGAGGUCACUUGAACCUUCAUUUGGUCUUAUAUUUCAUGAUUUAUUGACAGAUUUAAAAAUUGAUUCUACUAAAAUGUCAACGUUUCCUAGUGUUUUUGAUGCAUGUGCAAAUUUUUCAGGUAUUUUUGUGGGGCCAUUAUUGAACAAAUUUUCGUUUAGAAAAGUUGCGGCAGUUGGAGCUGUACUUUGUUGUACUGGAUUGACACUUACGUCAUUUGCUAACAGUUUUACACAUAUUCUCAUUACUUACAGUAUUCUAAAUGGUAUAGGAAAUGGGUUGGCAAUUGCAUCAUCAUUCAUAGCAUUGAAUAUAUACUUUGAUAAGAAACGUGGUCAAGCUGUCAGUUAUUCUUCUGCUGGUACAGCCAUCGCAAUGAUGAUCGUUCCACAAGCAGGUCAUUUCCUACUUGGGCUCUAUGGAUUCAGAGGAACCAUGAUGAUAAUUGGCGCCUGGACAAUGCAUUCUAUUGUCGGAGCUUGUUUAUUACGACCUCUUGAAACCAAAACCUGUAAAAAAAUUUCAAUUGUCAAAAUUGAAACAAAUAAAAAAAUUUGCGAUGAAACUGAGCUGCCGCUAAUGGAAAAAACUGAGGCAGAAAAAAAUUUAAAUGAAUCUCUUAAUAAAUUAGAUAAUAAACAAGACCAAAAAUGUUUGACUUUUUUAAAAACAUUUACUGAUAUAUUUAAUUUAGAUUUAUUAAAUAAUUACUCAUAUUUAAAUGUCAUUUUUGGGCUAAGUCUAUUUGCUGUUUCUGAAGUUAAUUUUAAAUUAGUGACGCCAUUUUUUUUACGUGAUACUAUUGGAAUGUCUGAAGCUGAAGUUGCAUUUUGUUUAUCACUGACAGCGUUUACGGAUAUUUUGUCUCGAUUAUUAUUGCCUAUUAUUUAUGACAAAUUUGGAUUUAAAAAAAGACGUCUGUUUUGGGUAAAUGUACUGUGUCUCGCUAUUGGUAGAUCUAUUUUUGCCGAACGUACAAAAGGUAUCUGGCUCUAUGCAAUCCUGGUGAUAAAUGGGUUCAUCCGAGGAGCUGUGAUACAAAAUUUGAAUCUCUCAGUCUCGGAAACAUGUUCACUCAAGAUUUUGCCGCAUGCAUAUGGAUUUUAUAUGGUAUCAAAAGGGAUCUUUUCACUAGUAUUCAGCCCGAUCGUUGGAUACAUUCGGGACUACAGUGGCAGUUAUAGAAUUUGUUUACACUCAAUGAAUUCAUUAAUUGUUGUAUGUUUCAUUAACUGGGGCAUUGAGUUUGCAUGGGAAGCCAUCAAGAGUAGAAGAACAAAUCAAGAAAAAAAUGAA